This is a messenger RNA of Cyprinus carpio (common carp), 931 nucleotides long. Its product is annotated as putative nuclease HARBI1. NCBI's taxonomy places the organism in Eukaryota, Metazoa, Chordata, Actinopteri, Cypriniformes, Cyprinidae. The record is from RefSeq and is a predicted model, not a curated record. The transcript has 2 exons. Bases 137 to 931 code for a protein of 264 amino acids.
ACACGAAAAUCCCAGUUAAUAUAAAAGCUAUUCCUCAAGAUUCCUAGCCCUUAAAAGGGCUCCUAAGGCGAGAUCUGCUAAGAGCAGGGAAGAGGACUUUUAGUGGCUUAGGAGUUCCCCUAAGCAGCUGCACAAAAUGGCCAACAGAGGAGGCAGGAGAGAUGUCCUGCAAACACUGGAAGACAGGGAAUUAUUGAGACGCUACAGAUUGGAUCGUGCAGGAAUCAUGUUUGUGGUGGAUCUCCUUAGAGAUGCAAUUACUUCACCAACUCGACGCCACAACGCUAUUACACCGGAGAAGAAAGUAAUCACAACCCUGAGGUAUUUGGCAACAGGGAAAAUGCAACAAUGCAGCAGUGAUGACUUGGGUCUGUCCCAAUCCUCCGUCAGCAGAGUCAUCACCCAAACACUGACAGCUUUGUCACAACCUAAUAUUGUGACACAAUUUGUUUCAUACCCGCUGGAUGCCCGCACUUUACACACACAUAAAAGGGCAUUUAUGGACAUUGCAGGAUUCCCUGGCAUUGUGGGUGUAAUUGAUGGAACACAUGAGAUAAUUGCGCCAUCAGAGGACGAGGCAGUCUUUGUUAACAGGAAGAAUUUCCACAGCAUCAAUGUGCAAAUAGUGUUCAAUGCGGCCUGUAAGAUUUUGGACAUUGUGGCUAAAUGGCCAGGCUCCACACAUGAUGCGAGAAUGUUCUCCGAGAGUGGCAUCAGACAGCUUUUUGAGAGACGCUAUGUGCCAGCUAAUUGCCACUUGUUAGGGGACAGUGGCUACCCAUGCAAACCAUGGCACUACCUCCAGCCACGCCAAGGGCCCCAAUUAAACUAUAACAGGGCCCACAAGACAACAAGAGCGGUGGUGGAGCGUGGCAUAGGCCAGCUUAAGAGGCGCUUAUGUUCUCCACGGAGAGGUGUGGCUGAGGCCUGA